Lytechinus variegatus (green sea urchin) is the source of this 2894-nucleotide messenger RNA. Its product is annotated as SHC SH2 domain-binding protein 1-like. NCBI's taxonomy places the organism in Eukaryota, Metazoa, Echinodermata, Echinoidea, Temnopleuroida, Toxopneustidae. The transcript is spliced from 10 exons. Gene Ontology annotation, biological process: male meiosis cytokinesis; spermatogenesis. The record is from RefSeq and is a predicted model, not a curated record. The coding region runs from base 362 to 2425 and encodes 687 amino acids.
UUCAAAACUCAUAUUCAUUUCGAAAUCCCUGGAAAAAGCUUGAUGAUGUCAGGUGACACACCUCCUAGCUCCUCAUAUUAACUCAAUUGUAAACUAAAUAGCAACAUAUCGAUAUCACAACAACGCAGCUAGCUGCAUACAUCAGCCUACUAUACCGGUAAGUUCCACACGAGAUCUACACCAUAUGGCGCAGUAUAUUUUGUAACCCGUCAGAUGGCGCUAGACAUCGUUGCACUGGCUGCAUUAGCCAAAAUCAAUUUUGGUAAACUAUUUUCGUUAACUAUAUUACCGUACCGUAUUAGGUUCUAAUUCAAACAUUUACACAGAAGGGCAAACUUUACGGAGCAACUUAUCUACAGUAAUGGAUACUACGUAUGUAAUACAAACAAAAAAGCAGAAUUUAGUGUCUGAUACACUCACCGAUUUAGCCAAAGAAGACUCGUUAUCCCAUGGGCUCAGCUGUCAACCGACUGAUCAGCUUCCAUGCAAUGUCAACGACGAAGAGAGGCGGGAAGAUUUGAAUGGGGAUGCGAAACAGAACUCGCCCGAAACUCCUCCGACUAAUAACGAUCCUUGCUCGCCUGCUGCUGCGGAGCAAAACAGCAGCGGAUUUGGAGACGAGAUUGGACCGGAUGAAGAACACAAGAGUAAUGAUUCCGAGUCAGACGAAGAAAAUGGAAAUCUAUUUCCUUCGAUAUUUCAGACAGAUAAUCUCACUCAUGCUGAACGUUUGCAAGCAUAUGCAAGUAUUUUCCUGGCAAAAUCGGAAUCAUGGGACGACAGAAGUUUUGAUAUUCAUCAGGAAUUGUAUCUUUUCUUGACUGAAGCAGUCGUGAACUUUUGGACAGGGAUCUGGAAAGUAGAAAAUAAUUGUGACGUUGUUAUUGAGACUGACUAUGCUCCACAUCCAGAAAGCAGACAGCAGCACCUGAAGGCCAAAGUGCACAUCAGUGAACCCUUCCUGUGCAUGGUUGAUGGAGCUCUUUGCACAGAGGAAAAGUCUGGGGAGAGAGAUGAAGUGGAAAGGAAGAUAAGAGGAAUUCUAGAGAAAUCAGAGGGACUUGUUGACCUCACAGACCUCUAUCCUGUCUACAACAAAACUGGCCUGCUAGACAACACUGCCUUGGCUAUCGAACAUGCUAGGUUCUUCUACCAAAAUCUUUGGAGACCUAUGGAUGAUGAGGAUGACCUAAGUGGAUCAAAGUACAUGGAUAAAUAUCUCAAACCAAGACUAAAAUUUGUAUAUGACGUCAAGGAGAAGCGAAUUCCAGCCCACAUCGUUAGAAAGCACCAGAUGGCUCUUUCAGAAUGUCUCGACAAAUACGACCGCAUCGCCUCUCUUCAGGCUCAGCUGGAAGAUGGUGAUGGUAGCGAAGGCGGUGUUGAUGAACUGGACAUGAAUGAGAGCUGUAUGGUGGUUGACAUCAUGGGGCUUAAUGAAGAGAUUGAAGUCCUUAAGAUGAAAAUGGAGAAACUUGAGAACCCUGUCUUGAGGUCUUUGAUGGAUAUCCCAAAUGCAAUGCUAUUGGAGAGGAGUACUUUGGGAAGCCAAAGUAGAGAGGACAGCUCGCCAAAGACAUUCCUAGUCACUAAGACAUUAACUGCUGGUAUGAUACAGAAUCUCAACCUAGGUCCUGAUGUGGUCUUAGAGCACUGCAGAUCACCCGGGGAAGCGCUGUCAAGGUCCUACAACAGUGACACCAUCCUAAUCUUCCCUGGUUCCUACACUGGUGAAAGAUUCUAUACCCUCCAGCAUUCUGUCACUAUCAAGGGAGUAGGAAAAAGGGAGGAUAUUAUCAUCAGAUGUGAAGAGUUGGCUGACAUCUUCUUGGACUGUGACGCAUCUGGGGCUAUGAUUUCCAACCUUACCUUACAAGAUGAUAACAGUGCCACCAGUGAGGGCCUCAUUGCUGUACGUGCAGGAGGCAGUUUAAUGAUGAAUGGCUGCUUGCUUCAAAGUGGUGGAACAGGUGUUAAUGUCUUCAGAGGAGGUUCUUUAGAGAUGACAGGAUGCGAGAUCAAAGACAUCCAGAGGAAUGGAUUGAGGUGCAAGGCGGGUUCAUCUGUUAUCAUCUCUGAUACAAACAUCCAUCGUUGUGGGUUACACCAGCUUGCUGAGGAAGAUGGGAGUGAUGUCACUGAUAUCACCAAGGACAGUCUAACGGCUGGUAUAAUGGUUGAGAUCCAGGAGAGCGAUGAGAAAGACGAUAAGACAACUCUAACCCUGGUGGAUACCAAGGUCUAUGAUAACCAUGGCGCAGGAAUGGCCCUCCUUGUGGGAUCAAACAAAGAAGAGGAGCCGGAACCCAUCACCACCGAUGUCAUCGAGUUGAUCUCUGGUGUCAAUGUUCUUGACAUGAAGAAUAAUGAUUUCAAGGAUAAUUUACUUGGAGAUGCAAUGCUGGCACGUUUUGUUGAUGAUUAGAUGUUCUCGAUAUGAAGAAUAAUGCUAUCAAGGAUAACUUACUUGGAGAUGCAAUGCUGGCACGCUUUAUUGAUGAUUAGAUGUUCUUGAUAUGAAGAAUAAUGAUUUCAAGGAUACCUUUCUUGGAGACGCAAUGAUGGCAUGCCUUGUUGAUGAUUAAAAGUUCUUGACAUGAAGAAUAAUGACAUCAAGGAUAACUUACUUGGAGAUGCAAUGCUGGCCAUUUUUGUUGAUGUUUAGAUGUCCUUGAUGUGAAGAAUAAUGAUCUCAAGGAUACCUUACAUAUAGAUGCAAUGCUUUGAUGAUGAUUAGAAAUCUAUUUAGAUGUAUUAUGUUGAGUAGAGGAUAGGAAUGUUAACAGAUUACUCUUCAGGGAAGUUUUCACUCUCUUGUCUGUCCAGAACGUUGAUGGCCAGAAUACACAAAGUUGGUUUUGAAACAGAGGUUUAAAAUCAUGGUGUAUGCUGUG